AAGCUACCCACAAUGCAAUGCUAUGCUAGCUGGUUCCUAGCGGAGUAGCAAGAGAGCAGAAAACAACAACAACAAGGGUGAACGAGGUUCAACAACAGGCUAGCUACUAGCUAGGCCAGCUACAUGGGUAGCGACAAAAACGACCAGGAUUUAUCAAACGCGAUGGCCUUAUCAUCUAGACGUAUAUCAGCGGUGCCAUGAACAGUGGACUCCCAGCUUCAGCUGCUCCGCUCGGGGGUGUCGGAAUUCCCUGCGUCAAGGUGAAGUUCUGCCGAUACUACGCAAAGGACAAGACUUGCUUUUAUGGGGACGAGUGUCAGUUUUUGCACGAGGAACCGUCCAUGGUAAACAUGUCUCUUCAUGGUGGAGGAAGCCCCGUCCCUUUAUCCAUGUCAGGAGGAGCCGUGACGGCAGCGGGGUAUCCGCUUAGUGCACCCCCGGCCUGCCCGGUAGGGGUGCCGACCGUCACCAAAAAGAGCGACUCUCUUGGUUCUGCAGGCACGGCUCUGGAUGGACAGCUGUUAACCAUCCCUGGUAUGGAGGGUGGGACUGAUGCUAAUCUGACCAACUCCUACUUCAGCAGCAGCUUUAUUGGGGUGAAUGGCUUCGGGAGCCCCGCAGAGUCUAAAUACUCAAUGAUGCAGAGAAUGACCAGCAGCAGCAGCAGCAGCAGUUCUCCCAGUCUCCUUGAUGAUGGUGAAAAGAACUUUAGCCACAGCGCUCACGAUCUAUUCCAUGGAACCCUGGCAGUUGGACCAGGUCAGAGUUGUGGGUCAAUGGAAAACUCUCCGUGGACAACACAGUCUUCAUUCCCUCUCCCUCUAUGUCCUCUUCCUGAUCCAGUUAGUUCUCCCAUAUCUUCACUCUUCAGUGACUUUGGUGCUCUGAGCAUAUCACAAAGGAGAAAGGCUCCCAACCCUACAGCCAAUGAGUUCAUCCCUAAGGGGGUUCCCCGCAUGGCCACUAUGGUCCAGUCCAGUGUUCCAGCCUUCCCCUUGCCCCUCUUCCCCCACCCCAGCCUCAGCAGCUCCACCGCCGCUGCCCUAGCACCCGGGAUGUCUCUUUCUGCAGGGUCCUCCCCCCUCCACUCCCCCAAAAUCACCCCCCACACCUCCCCUGCCCCACGCCGGCGCAGCCACACCCCCAACCCCAACAACCCCAAUCCGGCUAACUACAUGGUGCCCACCAGUGUGUCUGACCAGGGGGCCCACAUCAUCCAGAAGGAGACGGUGGGGGGGACCACCUACUUCUACACCGACAACACCCCCGCUCCCAUGGCCGGGAUGGUGUUUCCUACCUACCACAUCUACCCCCCCACUGCUCCCCACGUGGCCUACAUGCAGCCCAAAGCCAACGCUCCGUCCUUCUUCAUGGCUGAUGAACUCCGACAGGAGCUGAUAAACAGACAUCUAAUCACCAUGGCUCAGAUCGACCAGUCAGAGAACACCGGUGUUCCCUCUGAGGUGGAUAGCUACCACAGCCUGUUUCCCCUGGAGCCUGUCCCCCCUCCCAACCGCCUGCAGAAGACCAGCAACUUCAGCUACAUCACUUCCUGCUACAAGGCCGUCAACAGCAAGGACGACCUGCCUUACUGCCUGAGGAGGGUACAUGGUUUCAGGCUGGUGAACACCAAGUGUAUGAUGCUGGUGGACAUGUGGAAGAAGAUUCAGCACUCCAACUCUGUUACCCUGAGGGAGGUCUUCACCACCAAGGCCUUUGGAGACCACUCGUUGGUGUUUUCCUAUGACUUCCAUGCGGGGGCAGAGACCAUGUUUAGCAGGCACUUCAACGACCCCACUGCAGACUCCUACUUCACCAAGAGGAAGUGGGGACAGCACGAGCCCCCACCACCCCGGCAGCAUGCUGGUCUACUUCCUGAGUCUCUGAUCUGGGCCUACAUCGUUCAGCUGAGCUCAGCUCUCAGAACCAUCCACACUGCUGGCCUGGCCUGCAGGGUCAUGGACCCCAGCAAGAUCCUCAUCACCGGCAAGACCAGGUUACGGGUGAACUGUGUCGGGGUGUUUGAUGUCUUAACGUUUGACAACAGUCAGACCAACCAUGUGACCCUCAUGCCACAGUACCAGCAAGCGGACCUGAUAUCCCUGGGCAAGGUGGUGUUGGCCCUGGCCUGUAACUCUCUGGCUGGCACUCAGAGAGAGAACCUGCAGAAGGCCAUGGAGUUGGUGUCAAUCAACUACUCAUCAGACCUCAAGAACCUCAUCCUGUAUCUGCUGACAGAGCAGUCAAGGCUGCGAAGCGUCAAUGACAUCAUGCCCAUGAUCGGAGCUCGCUUCUACACACAGCUGGACGCAUCACAGAUGAGGAAUGAUGUCAUCGAGGAGGACCUUGCCAAGGAGGUCCAGAAUGGUCGUCUCUUCCGUCUGUUGGCUAAACUGGGCACCAUCAACGAGAGGCCAGAGUUUCAGAAGGACCGUACAUGGUCGGAAACGGGGGACCGGUACCUGCUGAAACUGUUCAGAGACCACCUGUUCCACCAGGUGACGGAGUCUGGGACCCCCUGGAUAGACCUCAGCCACAUCGUCUCCUGCCUCAACAAACUGGACGCGGGUGUGCCUGAGAAGAUAAACCUGGUAUCUCGUGAUGAGAAGAGUGUUCUGGUGGUGACCUACUCAGACCUGAAGCGCUGCUUCGACAGUACCUUCCAGGAGUUGCAGCAGGCGGCUGCCACUGGCCCCCUGUAGCGCCCCUGCCGCCCCCCACACACAGGCAGCGGGGUGGGACUGCCUGAACCCUGAACCUGAAAGCACAUUAUUGCACUACAUCGGAGGACCAGGCGCAUAGUGAUGGCAUCAUCAGAGGGGGCGGGACUUGCUGGAUCAGUCACAUACACUGUCUUAGCAACCAGGAUAAUUUUUUUGUUGUUUUCCUAAAAACCCAGCAGCUGCCACUACAAAUAGUGGACAGAAACGGAAGCUGUGACGAUGACAACAAGGAUGAUGAACACUGCAUUAUUUUAUUUUAGAACUGGGGAACAAACGGAUACUAAAAAAAUAAACCAACCACAUGGUAUUGAACUUUUUCCUGCUUUUUUUCUGUGGAGGAUUCACUAUUUGACUUUUAAUGAAUGUGUAAGUGGCCUACGAGAUGCACCUCCAGACAGAGCUGAAGUCACAGACACACACCGACACAGACUGAGAACUGAAUAGAAAUCAGGCUUUGUACUGCGUGUCUCUGCUGGAGACCACACCCCUUCAUACCAACACAUUAAGAGACGGGACAGACCACUGGAUGCUUUCUAAGGGGGUGGUCAAAGAACCCAUUCAUGAAAUGGGCCGGUCCAAGUCAGCCUUAGUUGUCGGUUCCCACUCAGAAAGGACAACCCACUGAGUUUUGGAGUAGGCUGUGGGUUGGGGACUCUGUUGAAACAGACCACAGAGGGGUGUGUUGUGUUUGUUAGAGCAGAGUCAGGCAGGCCAGGCAGCCCCUCCUUUAUUGCUCAAUGAUGGACACUAUUGUGGAAAAUGUUGUGACACAAAUUAUGAACUCUGGGGAUGGAACUGUUUUGUCAGCUCUGGGGUAGAACCCAUGGAUUGGGCAUAACUAGAGAAUGGAGCCAGUUCUGCCUCAAUUAUUUUCUUUGCUGCCUCCCUCCCUCUUUCUCCCUCCCCUGAAGGGCCCCUCUUUCUCCCUCUCCUGAAGGUCCCCUCCCUCCGUCUUUCUCCCUCCUGAAGGGCCCCUCCCUCCAUCUUUCUCCCUCCUGAAGGGCCCCUCCCUCCAUCUUUCUCCCUCUCCUGAAGGGCCCCUCCCUCCGUCUUUCUCCCUCUCCUGAAGGGCCCCUCCCUCCGUCUUUCUGCCUCUCCUGAAGGGCCCCUCCCUCCGUCUUUCUGCCUCUCCUGAAGGGCCCCUCCCUCCGUCUUUCUCCCUCUCCUGAAGGAUCCCUCCCUCCGUCUUUCUCCCUCUCCUGAAGGGCCCCUCUUUCUCCCUCUCCUGAAGGGCCCCUCCCUCCGUCUUUCUCCCUCUCCUGAAGGGCCCCUCCCUCCGUUUUCUCCCUCUCCUGAAGGGCCCCUCCCUCCGUUUUUCUCCCUCUACUGAAGGGCCCCUCCCUCCGUCUUUCUCCCUCUCCUGAAGGGUCCCUCCCUCCGUCUUUCUCCCUCUCCUGAAGGGUCCCUCCCUCCGUCUUUCUCCCUCUCCUGAAGGGUCCCUCCCUCCGUCU
Oncorhynchus gorbuscha (pink salmon) is the source of this 4174-nucleotide messenger RNA. It is a transcript of the gene pan3, whose product is annotated as poly(A) specific ribonuclease subunit PAN3. The transcript is spliced from 19 exons. Gene Ontology annotation, biological process: mRNA processing; nuclear-transcribed mRNA poly(A) tail shortening; protein phosphorylation. Gene Ontology annotation, molecular function: ATP binding; metal ion binding; poly(A) binding. Lineage: Eukaryota; Metazoa; Chordata; Actinopteri; Salmoniformes; Salmonidae. The coding region runs from base 198 to 2702 and encodes 834 amino acids. Gene Ontology annotation, cellular component: P-body; PAN complex. The record is from RefSeq and is a predicted model, not a curated record.